Lontra canadensis (Northern American river otter) is the source of this 2099-nucleotide messenger RNA. RefSeq names its product U-box domain containing 5 (gene UBOX5). Lineage: Eukaryota; Metazoa; Chordata; Mammalia; Carnivora; Mustelidae. Gene Ontology annotation, biological process: protein polyubiquitination. Gene Ontology annotation, molecular function: ubiquitin-ubiquitin ligase activity; ubiquitin protein ligase binding. The transcript is spliced from 5 exons. The record is from RefSeq and is a predicted model, not a curated record. Bases 151 to 1986 code for a protein of 611 amino acids. Gene Ontology annotation, cellular component: nucleus.
CUGUUGAGGAGACGUAGCUGUGCUCUUGUCUAUGGCAGAAUGAAAUUAGUGUCACUGUGAACUAAUUGUAACCUGGCCCAGUUGGACAAGUUGUUGCUAAUUUGUGCAGGCUGUUUCUGAUGCUUGGAAGCUACCCUUUCAGCCACAAAGAUGGUCAUCAAUCUUUGCCUCCCACAGUUCAGACCAAGAAUUUAUUGCAACAAGAUAUCAGCUGAUGGUUACGAAGUAGAAAAUCUCAUCUCUGAAGACCUCACAAAGAGAAGUCGUGGUUUUAGGACAGAAUAUUUCAUUAAGCCACCAGUCUAUGUGACAGUUUCCUUUCCCUUCAGUGUGGAAAUCUGUAGGAUUAACAUAGACCUCGCAGUGGGGGGAGGCCAGAAUGUCACAGGCCUGGAAAUGUAUACAUCUGCCUCGUCCAGCAGAGCAUCCUGGAAUGCCCCCGAGUGCCGGACCCUGGGCCUGGCCGAGCCAUCCAUCCCGGACAAGGAGGCAUUCACCUUGGUAGGCAAAGUCUUACUGAAAAACCAGAGCCAAGUGGUGUUUAGCCACAGGGGCUUCAAGGCCAGGCCACCUUUUGGCCCAAUGGAGGCCACACUCCCCUCUCCCGCUGUCGUGACACAGGAGCUCUGGAAUAAAGGGGGCCUUUCUCUUAGCCACGUGGCCCAUCUCAAGAUCUGUAUCACCCACGUGACAGGCAGUGGUAUCCCUUGCAUCAAACGGUUGGAAGUGUGGGGCCAGCCGGCUAAAACCUGCUCUCAGGAGGUGAUAGACAGCGUCCUGCUGCUGGCCUCUGAGAGUCUCCCUCAGGACCUCGCUCUGCAGGCCCCAGCCUUGCCCAUGGAGAGUGACUGCGAUCCUGGAGGCCUGUCUGAGGGCCAGCAGGCCCCCUCCAGCCUGCAGGAGCUUGCUGAGGUGAUCCGGGAUGUGCCCGAGGAGUUCCUGGAUCCCAUCACCCUGGAGAUCAUGCCUUGCCCCAUGCUGCUGCCCUCAGGCAAGGUCAUUGACCAGAGCACGCUGGAGAAGUGUAACCGCAGCGAAGCCGUGUGGGGCCGCGUGCCCAGCGACCCUUUCACGGGGGUAGCCUUUACCCCACAUUCCCAGCCCCUGCCUCACCCCUCCCUGAAGGCCCGGAUCGACCAUUUUCUGCUCCAGCACUCCAUCCCUGGCUGCCAUCUGCUCGGGAGAGCACAGACUGCAUUGGCAGUGACACCGUCUUCCAUUGCUCUGCCCUCUCGGAAGAGGAGGAUGGAGCAGGCCGAACGCGCCCCAGACGGGAGCCUCGGUAUCGACGCUUCCUGUUUUUCUACCACAAGCCUUCUGGUCUCACCCACUACCUCAGAGCACACCGCUAAGAAAAUGAAAGCUGCCAGUGAGCUGGGCCUGACACAUAUGGACUGCUCCACAGGUCCAGUGUCCCAUGAGCAGAAGCUGUCACAAAGCUUGGAAGUUGCCUUGACGUCGACCCUUGGCUCCAUGCCCUCCUUCACAGCUCGGCUGACCAGGGGGCAGCUCCAGCACCUGGGCACAAGAGAAAGCAGCACCUCCUGGAGGCCAGGCUCCUGCUCGGCCUGGGAGCGUCCCAGGCCCCGAGUGCACCUCCUGCAAAAGAGUGUUUUCUCCCUACUUCAAAAAGGAGCCGGUGUACCAGCUUCCCUGUGGCCACCUCCUAUGCCGGCCGUGCCUGGGCGAGAAGCAACGCUCCCUGCCCAUGGCCUGCACAGCCUGCCAGCAGCCAUUUGCCAGUCAGGACGUGCUGCGGGUCCACUUCUGAGUGAUCAGCCUCAGCCUGAGAAGACCCACCGAGGGGAGUCACUGAGGGAAUGGGGUCAAGAAUCCCUGAGGUCUGGCCAGGUCCCAAGCACAGAGGGGCCCUUUCUUCCCCAGGGGCUUUCCCUUUGUCUCCUUCCACAGUGUAGCACCCAGGCCAGGGCCAGAGUGUGGGGUAGAAGGGGGCACUCUUCUCCUGCUCAAGUGGCAAUAGGAUAACAAAGCCAUAAUUUGGGCUGGGAGGGAUGGGGGACCUAUCCCUGCCUUCCUGAGCCUCCCUGUCACCCCCCACCCCUGCCAGAGCUCAGGGGCUGUGAGAGUCAGCCGGCCCC